ACUUUACGACCAAAGUGAUGUUCAAACGCGCCAUGUAAAAGGGUCGUCUUGUUUUUUAAAUUGGCCGCAAGUUACUUACUGGAAUGUGAAGACCCUAACUGUACCCAAAGAAUCCGCGAAUAAAAUCGAAUGUGGCAGAGUGAAGUGUAUCGGAAGUUUGUUAUUGAACACAGCUGAUAUCCAUAUAAUGGCAUAUUUCCGUUUCAUAAUUUUUACAACAUCAAUCGCCACAUUCUGCGUCAUCCUUACAACUGGACCAUGCUGCAGCUCGGAACUAACAAACAGUUCGAAAGUCAACUCCAUGGUGCGGGAACUGGAACGGUUAGAACCCAACGAAACAAACCUACCGCGACCGAUUGUACCUGCACAGGUGCAACCGAAGAGAAUGAAACUCAAGGUAACACCCAAAAGACGUAAACACAGCAAUGCUACAAGUAACACAACAAAACGAUCGAAACACAAACGGAAAUCCGCCAUGCAUAAUGCCCUCCAGUCAGCGGCUCGGAAGGGAAUGGAAGCGAUGAUAGAGUUGUUUGACAGACGCGAGCCAGACAUGGUUAAGAGAGGGAAUAUUCUUGAUCCAAACGAUCCCGGAGCUUUGCUUUCGAAGUUUAGUUCAUCUGAUGAUGUUCCCGAAGAUCAGGCUAAGGGAGGUUAUGCUGCAUUGGUAGCAGCUAAGCAUUUGAAGGAAAGCACCAACGUAGAGUAUGUGGCCAUCGGGCGUCAGGUGACGCCGAAGAUCUCACUCAAACGGACCCCCCUGGAAGGGCUGUGUCCUGCGAGAGAUCCACCGCCGUGUGUUCCCGCUAGCAGGCGCUAUCGUACUCACGAUGGAACGUGUAACAAUAGGAAGCGGCCACGCUGGGGUGCGGCCCAGAUGCCCUUCCAUCGGUUUCUGGCACCGGAGUAUACUGACGGCGUUGAAGGGAUCAGACGUUCGGCCAACGGUUCACCCCUGCCGUCGGCGCGCUUUGUCAGCCUCGUCGUGCACGGAGCCCGCCAGGAGGAAGCCCCCAUCACGAUGAUGCUAGCUCUGUGGGGACAACUGUUGGAUCACGAUCUCACAGCUACCGCGCAGCCUCGCAGCCUCAACGGUUCCACGCCCCGUUGUUGCGGUGAAAACGACGACAGCUUGCAUCCUUCCUGUCUGCCUAUAAAAGUGCCCCUCGACGAUCCUUGGCUAUCUCCGCUCGGCGUACGCUGCCUAGAGUUCCUUCGUUCGGCUCCCGCCCAGCGACGGGAUUGUUUGCUCUCCUGGCGCGAACAAACAAACCAGGUAACCUCAUACAUCGAUGCUUCUCCCAUUUACUCGAGUAACCCGAGGAGCUCGGAUAAUGGUAGGAUAUUCCGUGGCGGUAUGCUGCUGUUCGGGCGUGGGCCACCCAGUGAGGAUGUUUGUUUCCGAGCUGCCCUUGCCAACCAAUGUAUCCGACCCGGGGAUGCCCGAAGCGGCGAACAGCCGGGUUUGAUGAUGCUUCACGUGAUCUGGGUUAACGAGCACAAUCAGAUUGCCAACCGGCUGUCCGACAUAAACCCACACUGGAGCGAUGAAAAACUAUACCAGGAAGCCAGACGAAUAGUCGGUGCAAUGUUCCAGCAAAUUACUUAUCGCGAAUUUUUACCUGUCAUACUAGGGAAGGAAGUGAGUCGCCUUUUUAAUCUGGAACUUGAAACCAGUGGCUUUUACAAUGGGUAUGAUCCCAGCGUUAAUCCGACGGUUUCGAAUGAAUUUUCCGCGGCGGCUUUUCGUUUCGGUCACUCGCUGAUACAAGGAUCCUACAUGCGGGCAGAUCGACACCAUCGUUUCAUUCCCAACAAUGUCACGUUGCAUGACGAAAACGCGGAAGGCGAUCUUGGGGGCCCCGGAUCGUUGCAUCGAUUGAUACGAGGUAUGGUCAACCAACGUGCACUAAAACGAGAUGAGUUUAUCACAGCAGAACUGACAAACCAUCUAUUUCAGACUAGCCGUUUUCCGUUCGGAUUAGAUCUGGCAGCUAUCAACAUACAACGAGGUCGAGAUCACGGCAUUCAACCAUACGUAAGCUGGAGAAUACCUUGCGGACUGACGCCGGUCAAAGAGUGGGGUGACCUGGAUCGCGUAAUGGGUCCAGCAUCGGCACAUCGAUUGCGCAAGGCGUACCGUUCGGUGGAUGAUAUUGAUCUGUUCGUUGGAGGUCUAGCCGAACGGCCAGUCAUUGGUGGCAUAGUAGGACCAACGUUUUCCUGCAUUAUUGCUCAGCAAUUUAGCAAUCUUCGCAAGGGAGAUCGAUUCUGGUACGAGAAUCCUGGGUUCGAGUCUUCCUUCACUCCUGCUCAGCUGGACUCAAUUCGACAAGUGGCAUUCUCGCAAGUUAUUUGCAGAGCACUUGGAGGGGGAACCUUGCAACCACACGUUUUCUUACCACAUGACAACGGACCGAACGAAAGGCUACCAUGCAGUUCAAAAUUAAUGGCGCCUAUUGACUUGGAACCCUGGACAGAACGUGACCCAUUCGCAAGACCCAAUGACACGCCAAACACGGGACAGAGCGGAAACCUGAUCGAUCUGGAAACUGCACCAACCUCCUCUUUCUCAACUACGUCCACGACCACUACGACCACUACUAGACGUCCUACAAAGAUUGCCAGUGUAGUAAACAACGUAGACUUUAUACCAAACGCAAAUACCGGACUCCAUAUGCAGUCCACUACGACUACUACAAGACGUCCUACGAAGGUUGCCAAUGUGGUAAACAAUGUAGACUUUAUACCAAACGCAAAUACCGGACUCCAUAUACCUCCUAACGGACAAAUACUGCUCAAUUUAUCAAAGCCAGCAACAGCCGUAAACAAUAAACUGGAUCUCAACAAUGUUUCGACGCGACCUGCUUCCUCCGCGUCACAAAACACUGCAACAAGACCAACUCCACAUAAAGAACCAUUCUUGACAGCGUCUACUGCCAUUGACAACAAACUUGAUCUUACCGCAGCGACUGUUCCUCCCAAACGCAAACCUACCAGAAAGACAACUCCCAAACGACGACCAACUCCGUCCAGCAAUAUAGCGAACAACAUAGACUUGAGCUUGAAACGAGAUUUGACCCACAACUUGACCGAGGUUAACAUCAACGUUGAACACAAGCUGACAAGACGUGACAUAUCUUUCAUAAACCUCUCGAAACUAUUUACAAACGACGACAACGCGACAUUACUUUCUACAAAAAAUAUCGAACUUCGACGAGGGUACUAUCAAUCUCCCGCUCCCGCUCCACCAUCCGAUUACGACGACGGUAACCAUUACGACUACCACAACGACGCUGACCCACCUGUGUACGUCAAACCCGGAUACGGUUACGGACAUGGAUACAAGCCACCAGCCACAGAACCACCAUACCCAAAUCCGUACUAUAUCGCUGGAGGGUAUUACGGUACGACUGAAGCACCACUGGUCCAUCCACCAUACUGUGUUUACAACUGUUACCAUCCGCCCAUGACAACAUACAAUCCCUACGGCAUGGACACCCGCAGACCACUCCGAAGAACGACCCCAAGACGAGGACUUCCGAAUAAAAUCACAAACGUUGACUAUGACCACGAUGCACAACUUAGACAAACAACCAAGAAACAACAACAACAACAAAGAACGACUACUAUACGAUCAGUUUUCCAACAACCGGGACUAAUAGUAAUAAAAGAUAAUAGACCAAAUGACAAACCUAUCUUUCUGUCGUCUUCCUCCUUUCCAUCUGUCUCGUCUAUGAGCACCAACGUGUUUCCUCAGAAUUCUAAUGCACAUACUACGAGCGCUUCUCAAUCUGUUUUCUCCGUAGAUCCUAGACCUGAAUUUUCUUCUUUGCCUAUCGCUCAUCAAUCUAUAUCUUCUCCAAUCUUUUCUCAGAAGAACAGUAAUCAUAACAAUCUUUUGGGAGCAUUCAAAAAUGGUCAAGACCGAUCAUCCUCUAAACAGAUCUUCGCCUUGGACCACGACAACGACUAUGACAGUUCAAUGCUCGAUCUAGAAAGACCGUUGAACAUACACGAACAUGACGGAUACCUUAGACCGGAACUUAACAAGUAUAAACCACUGAAAAAAACCAACAACUUCACAACGUACCGAGACUAUAGUUUAUACAACAGAGACAAUACAAUUGUGACUUAUGAAAUACCCACCAAUCUGACACUUUGGACAAACGUCGACCACAGACGAUACGCAGAAAACCAUCAGCAAUUCGGUCUACCAGACUUGGAUGACGACCGGGACCAAUUUGUUGGGCCUUACAUCGAACACGACAAAUCUCACAGUUCCGACCCGAACGAUGACCAGUUGAAUGAUUACUCAAACAAGCACGACAUUGGCCGACACUCACACGAAACAGACGUAAAAAUCGCUGACGAACAACAAAGCAACGCUACAAUUAAUAUCACUCAAGACAAUUCGAAUAACUUUGAAAAGAAUUCCAAUUCCAUUAAUUCCAACAACAAGGAUAUGGACACCAUUGAGACUGAUCUUCAACAAACUAACUCAACAGACAAAAUAACUAAAACUGACAAAGACAUCGGAAAACAUGGAAACGUACAGCAGACGAUGGGAACUUCUCUUAAAACAUCGAAAGACCAAACAGCCAUAAUUGACUCGAACGCUAAAAUCGAUGAUGGUACAAACGAUAGCAAUGAACAUGACAAAUACCUGAUAGAACAGCUUGACGAGAAACAAUUUUCGAUAAUAAACGUAAAUACCUCAGACCUGGACUCUUAUGACUUAGUCGACUUGGAAGCUAAUAAUUACGAUACAAAAAAGCUGAACGUUCUUGGAGGAGACCGUGAGAAACCGACAUCUUACAUUAAACGAACGAAUACUCAUUUAACGAUUCCUGAUCACCCGUUAAAUAGACCUAAAUACUAUGACAUUGACCCAGAUUCGAUAUUAGACUUUGAAGACACUUUUGCACGCACCUCCAAUCAGGAUACUAUACAAUCAAUACUUUCCGACCAACCGGAUGCUACAGAUAACGACCACUUGUUACAGACAAAUGAAUAUCAACUGACUGAAUCUGAAAAACUAACUGAGAAAGACGAACAAUUACAUGAACGGAAACCUUCAAACAUAAAACUAUCUGACAAUGAACAUCAAUCAACAGUGCCCAAACAAACGAAUACUGCUACGCGACACACAAACAUUGACGACCAAUCGACAUCUGUAGAAGAAAACAGAGGGAGAAGGCCGAUAGGCAACGUCCAAACUAAACGGCUAAACAACGAACAACCGACGUCGACGUCGACCACCCCGAAAAACAAAAAAACCUCAAACGCCUCACGAAAACGACGACCGACAAACCCAAGACGCCCGACUAAUAACCCGAACCACCAAUCGAACCACGGACAAAACGACCGUAGACAACCUGAGAUUGCACUGGUUCCCUUCGUACUGCUAACCAGCAUCGAUAGACCUGACAACUGGGUGAUGUUUAAUGUGGCCAAAUCGAAGGAACGAAGACCCUUACCGGAUGUUCCCCAGCUCAAAAGUGACAUUUUCUCACUGAGCGAGCUGCCAAAACCAAUUUUCGCCGAGGACGGAGGACUUUGACAGAAGACCAAAAUAAGACCAGAGUAGAAUGACCAUAUGACCAAACCGUUCAACAAGAUAACUUUUUUGACGUAACGACGAAUUAUUGACUUAUGACUCGACGAACACAGAACCCUGACACUGGACUCAAAAUAAACUGAAGCAUCCUUUCGACACAAUGCAAUUUAUACUGAUUAUUUAUUUAUUUAUUUAUUUAUUUAUUUAUUUAUUUAUUUAUUUAUCAAAUUCAUUCAUGUCAUUAGAUCAAAUACAGUGAGAAUUCAUUAGCACUGUAUAUUUAUCACAAUGAAUCAUAUUUUAUUAUCAAUUUAUAUUAUGGUAUUUCAAUAAACCAUAUAUGUUUGUAAAGACUAAA
This is a messenger RNA of Toxorhynchites rutilus septentrionalis, 5918 nucleotides long. RefSeq lists its product as uncharacterized. The coding region runs from base 188 to 5563 and encodes 1791 amino acids. Gene Ontology annotation, biological process: response to oxidative stress. The transcript has 7 exons. Gene Ontology annotation, molecular function: heme binding; peroxidase activity. Lineage: Eukaryota; Metazoa; Arthropoda; Insecta; Diptera; Culicidae. The record is from RefSeq and is a predicted model, not a curated record.